AUCGUCAGUUUACCUAGAGCCAUUUGACAGGUACAUGGUGAUGAGUCCUUCACAGUAUAUUCAGUGUACCUGUCUGCUGCUGCUUCUCACUGAGGGUCAGUCAAGGCCACCAAGCGACCACAAGAAACGCUUUCAGCUGGAAGCUGUCAAAGAAGAAAUAUUAGACUAUCUGGGUCUAACAGGACCUCCAUCUGUAAGAGAAAAACUGAGUCCAGAAGAGCUGAAGAAAAUGUACCAGCUGUAUGAAAUGAGAAUGAACAAAGUGAGAGGGAAUACAAGUUCUGACGACAGCCUUAGAAAUCAAGCCAGCACUGUUCAUCAGCUAGUUUCAAAGUUCAAACCAACAUGGAAGAACAAAACAAGAACUAGAGGAGAAGCAGACAAUCACGUUCAAAUGUACAGCCUCAUCUUUUCAAGAAGCAGCUUCAUUAAUAAAAAAAUGAAUGUUAUUAGCGCCAAACUGAAACUUCAUCAACAUCUUUUUCAUAAGCUGAAGCUAAAUGCUAGAGGCCUGAAGGUGAUCAGUGUUUACAAGGUGCUAAAGCACAGACAUAUACUGCUGGGUUCCAAAGCAUUUACUGCACCAGGAAGUGCUAACCUUGACCUUUCCCUGCCUGUGCAGCACUGGAUGGCAAGUUCUGAUGAACAUUUGAAACUUGCACUAGAAUUUCCACCUCAUGCUUUCAUGUUCCUCAAAACUAAAACAACCGAUGACGAAGAUGAUGCGAGCAGUACAAUUCUGGAAAUUGAAUCAAAGGUGAAUGUGCAAAAAUCCCAGCAGCUAAGAGAAAGGAGAGACAUAUCAUCAGAUGCUGACUGCAAAAGCAAUGACAAGAGAUGCUGUCGCAAGUCUUUAAGUGUAUCUUUUGAAGAAAUUGGAUGGUCUGACUGGGUAAUAGCCCCUAAGAGCUACACCAUGUAUUUUUGUGUUGGCUCUUGCCCUCAUAACUACAAGGCUUCAAGCAUGCACACACAGAUUAAAGCCAAAAUGCAUCACCUCUCUAAUGGGGCCACACCCGCCCCGAGCUGUGUUCCUGCAGAAUAUGAACCUAUGGUAUUAAUGCAUUACACAAGUGAAGGAAAACUGACAAUGACAACUUUUGAAGAUAUUAUUGUCAAACAAUGUUACUGUGCCUAAUUUUCAUUAUUUUAUAAGUUUCUCAAUAAAAUCCACAAGACACACAAGUAUAUGUUCAGGGUCAGCCCAGGAGCACUGGAAUGUUAAGUGAAGGUUAAGAGUGUGUAUAUGUUUCCUCUGUGUGCAAAUCGAGGUUUCAACAAUCAGACUCUAGUCUCCUGGAUACCAAGCUCAUUUUACAGUCUGUUACUUUAACCUUGGGGUAAACUAUCAGAUCGAGUUCUGCACUGUUCAGACUCUGGUAGACAAGCACUGAAUAUGGUAUCUAAGCCCUGAAUAUGUUUCCUCAACUGUGGUAAUAGUAAAUACUAAAAAAAAAAAUGCUAAGCCACAUCAUGAGACUGUAACCAUAAAAUCACUGACAAUAAUAUUUUAGUGUUUUUGUUUGUUUUAUUACAGAACUUCAUCAGAAAUACAUCAAAUUCAACCCCCCACUUGUAUACACACCCAUUUUCAUAAUAGUUAAU
Molecule: messenger RNA, 1605 nt
Organism: Protopterus annectens (West African lungfish)
Lineage: Eukaryota; Metazoa; Chordata; Ceratodontiformes; Protopteridae
Gene: GDF15
Product: growth differentiation factor 15
Exons: 2
Coding region: 35-1138 (367 amino acids)
Biological process (GO): SMAD protein signal transduction
Cellular component (GO): extracellular region
Molecular function (GO): cytokine activity; growth factor activity
Source: RefSeq, a predicted model, not a curated record